Oryzias melastigma (Indian medaka) is the source of this 1042-nucleotide messenger RNA. RefSeq names its product SEC22 homolog B, vesicle trafficking protein a (gene sec22ba). The transcript is spliced from 5 exons. Gene Ontology annotation, molecular function: SNAP receptor activity. Gene Ontology annotation, biological process: vesicle fusion with Golgi apparatus; retrograde vesicle-mediated transport, Golgi to endoplasmic reticulum; endoplasmic reticulum to Golgi vesicle-mediated transport. The record is from RefSeq and is a predicted model, not a curated record. The coding region runs from base 144 to 791 and encodes 215 amino acids. Lineage: Eukaryota; Metazoa; Chordata; Actinopteri; Beloniformes; Adrianichthyidae. Gene Ontology annotation, cellular component: endoplasmic reticulum-Golgi intermediate compartment; SNARE complex; ER to Golgi transport vesicle membrane.
CAGCUCGAUUUAGUUGUAUGUUUCAAGUCGGACACAAAUCUUCGACGGACCACACACUUCCUGCCCCAUCGCCGACAUAAACAAGGGAAAAAUAAACAAGAAUAGGUUUUAUAGUUUGCAAAUAGAGGCCGAUCUCGUUCAGUAUGAUCUUACUAACGAUGAUCGCUCGAGUAUCUGACGGGCUUCCGCUAGCGGCGUCUAUCCAGGAGGACGAGCAGUCAGGCAGAGACCUGCAGCAGCAUCAGACUCAGGCCAAGCAGCUUUUCCGUAAGCUGAAUGCUAACAGUCCAGAGCGGUGCACCCUGGAGGCCGGGACCGUGACCUUUCAUUACCUGAUCGCCCAGGGUAUAUGCUACCUGUCCCUCUGUGAGGCUAAUUUCCCUAAAAAACUGGUUUUCGCAUUCCUCGAAGAUCUCCACAAUGAGUUCCACGAGCAGUACGGAAGAAGAGUGUCCACAGUGACAAGACCGUACUCCUUCAUUGAGUUUGAUACGUUUAUCCAGAAAAAGAAGAAAUCCUACGUCGACAACAGGGCCCGGAGGAACCUGGGCAGCAUCAGCACGGAGCUGCAGGACGUGCAGAGAAUCAUGGUGACAAAUAUUGAGGAAGUUCUGCAAAGAGGAGAGGCUCUCUCCUCUCUGGACACAAAAGCCAGCCACCUGUCAAACCUUUCCCAGAAAUACCGCAGUGACGCCAAAUACCUCAACACUCGCUCCACUUACGCCAAGGUGGCCGCUGUGGCCGUGUUCUUCAUCACGCUCAUCAUCUAUGUGCGCUUUUACUGGCUCUAAUGGAUGCACAAACAACCAUCAAAACAACAGUGUUUUUUUUGUUUUCCUUUUUAUUUCAAGGCAUUUGAACACGUCAAAACUCGUGACAUGAACUCAUAAAUGGGGUUUCCAACUCGAGUGAGGGGGCUGUUUACUGAAGUGUCAGAAUUUGAGAUUCUGAUGCUCAGAUCUUCACUCGUACGCUGUUACAUUGUCUGUUGUAAAUGUAUGUGGAGAAAAAAACCUCAAAAUAAAAAAAAGGUUACAAAACA